AGUAACCUUCCUUUCUCGUUAGACUCGCGUUUGUGUUCGCACGUGGAGUUAAAGAGUGAGGGUUAAUUUCAUCUGGAAUUUGGAUUUAUUCGGUCAAAAAAUGGCGAAGCAUGUCACUUCAAAAAAGGAUUCCAGUUCAGCUGAUGAUAAAACCAUUUCAAGAAAACAAGUUGCCGAGAAGAAAACUAAGAAGGAAAAAAUAAAACAGAAUGGAAAAUCUAAGGUCAAGCCUGCACUUGCUCCAAAAAAAUCCAAACCAGGUCCAAAGAAACCUAAAAAACAGUCAAGCUCUUCAUCAAGUGAGUCUGACUCUGAUGAAGAAGAGGAAAAACCUGUCAAGACACUAAAGGCAGAUGUGCUUGAACUCAAGGGACUGAAAAACAAACAGGAUGAUUCCUCAAGUGAAGAAGAGUCCUCUUCAAGUGAUGAUGAGAAAAAAGGGAAGCAACAAAAAUCAAAAGCCAAACCAACUGGGACAGUGAAAGCUGAGGCAUCUUCCUCUGAAUCAAGCUCUGAUGAAAAAGAGAAGAAGCCUCAAAAGUCAGCACCCUCUAAAUCCCCUGCAACAAAAACUCAGUCCAAAGAAGGAUCUUCUGAAUCUAGCUCAGACUCUUCCGAUGGAGAAGACAAAAAACCAAAAACAACAGUGCCAGUGAAAACAAGUAAACAGAAAGAAGCAGGAAAAGCUAAAGAAGCAACUUCUGAAUCCAGUUCAGAUACUUCUGAUGAAGAAGAAAAACAACUAAAAACAGCAAAGAAAAUGGAAACAAGUAAAAAAAAAGAAGUUAAAAAAAAAGAAGCAGCUUCUGACUCUAGCUCAGAUUCUUCAGAUGAAGAAGGAAAACCAAAAACAAAGAAAAUGGAAACAAGUAAAACAAAAGAAGUUAAAACUAAAGAAGCAGCUUCUGACUCUAGCUCAGAUUCUUCAGAUGAAGAAGAAGAAAAACCAAAAACAAAGAAAAUGGAAAAGAGUAAGACAAAAGAAGUUAAAACUAAAGAAGCAGCCUCUGACUCUAGCUCAGAUUCCUCAGAUGAAGAAGAAGAAAAACCAAAAACAACAAACAAAACGGAAACAAGUAAAACAAAAGAAGUUAAAACUAAAGAAGCAUCCACUGACUCUAGCUCAGAUUCUUCUGAUGAAGAAGAAGAAAAACCAAAAACAACAAAGAAAUUGGAAACAAGUAAAACAAAAGAAGUUAAAACUAAAGAAGCGUCUUCUGACUCUAGCUCAGAUUCUUCUGAUGAAGAAGAAGAAAAACCAAAAACAACAAAGAAAUCGGAAACAAGGAAAGCAAAAGAAGUUAAAUCUAAAGAAGCGUCUUCUGACUCUAGCUCGGAUUCUUCUGACGAAGAAGAAGAAAAACCAAAAACAACAAAGAAAACGGAAACAAGUAAAACAAAAGAAGUUAAAACUAAAGAAGCAUCUUCUGACUCUAGCUCAGAUUCUUCUGAUGAAGAAGAUGAACAACCCUCAAAAGGAAAAGCAAAAGAAACAAAUGAUGAGCCUGAUUCUGGGUCAGAUUCUAGCAGUGAAGAUGAAGAAGAAUCACCCAAGUUAAAUGGGGAAAAUGGAACAGCAAAGGAUUCCAGUAGUGAAGAAUCAAGUUCAGAUGAUGAAGAGGUAAAGGCCAAUAAGAAGCUUGUUAAAGGAAGCAAGAAACGGAAGAACAGUUCAUCAGAUGAGGAGGCAAUCACAACAGCUAAGAAAUCCAAGAAAAAUAAAGAGUAUUCGCAAGAAAGUGCAAAUGGAGAUGCUGGAAAUGAAGAGGGGAAAGGUCAGAAGGCUGCAAAGAGAAAGGCAAAUACAGAGAGUGAGGAUUAUGGAGGCAAGAAGUUGAAGCAAGAUGACAAUCCCAACGAAAAUGUUUCUCUUUAUGUCGGAAACUUGUCAUAUGGAACCACUGAAGAGAGCAUUCAGGGUUUGUUUGAGGAAAAUGGUUUAACUCCGACAAGUGUUAGACUAAUAACAAAGAAUGGAGAAUCAAGAGGGUUUGGCUAUGUAGACUUUGGCAGUCCAGUGGAAGUUCAGCAGGGACUUGAACUUGAUGGCUCAGAACUUGAUGGCAGGACACUGCGAAUAAACAUGGCAGAGGCAAGACCCUCCCCAAGUAAUAGAGGGCAGGGGAAAUCACCACGUGGAGGUGGAUCUGGCAGGGGUCGUGGUAAAAGUACUCCAUCAAACACCUUGAUCUGCAUCGGCUUAUCAUACAACACUGAUAAUGACUUACUGAGUGAAGCUUUUCCAAACUGCACUGGUGCACGAGUCAUAACAGACAGAGACACGGGCAACCCAAGGGGUUUUGGAUAUGUUGAAUUUGAUAGUGUGGAGGAUGCACAGUCUGCAAUGGCUUCAAUGGAUGGAAAGGAGCUAGAUGGUCGUUUUCUAAGACUCGAUUUUGCUGAGCCACGGAAUUCCACACCUGGCAGUGGAGGUGGUAGAGGUGGUGGUAGAGGAGGUGGCAGGGGAGGAGGUAGAGGUGGUUUUGGUGGUAGGGGAGGUGGUAGAGGUGGCUUUGGUGGCAGAGGAGGCUUUGGUGGAAGAGGCGGAAGACAAGGGCGUGGUGGUGGCAGAGGAGGGACCCCAGCAAGUGCAGCACGCAAAGGAAAUAUCCAAGAGUACAAGGGAACUAAAAUUUCAUUUGAUGACUAGUUAACUUCUAGUCAUCAAAAGUAACUUUUUCGUUCUUCUUGAAAAUUCUUAAAUUAUUAUGAGCAAAUCAAUUCUUAAAGCAGUGAUCUUAGAAUCAACUUCAGUUUGUAUAUAGUUGAGAGUUUUUAAUGUGUGUAGCUUGGCUUUUCUCUCGGACAUUUUAGGAGACACCUGAAUAUAGUGGCUGCAGUAAUGAUACUGUCCUCAUAAGAUUGAAGUAUAGUCUUCCUCAGACUAGUUAAUAGUGCCUGCAACCACUGAUCGUCAACUACAUCCUUCUUUUAAAUGUUUGCUUUGUUGCUUUAAAAUGUUCAACAUGAGAUAUUUGAUUAUGCAUCUAGCAGCUGUAGUAAACAGAUCUGAAAUGAGCCAAUAUGGAAUACAGUAUAGAAUAGGAAUGUGUACUUUCAGAUGACUGAAGUCUUUCUUACUGCUACUGUAAACCAAGACUUUUGUUAUUUAUUCUACAAAUGUCAUUGUUUUAUACUGUUAAUACCAGUAAAGCAAUGAUUGAAAUGACUUGAUUAUGUGAAGGUUACUAACUUGUUUGAUGCAAAUCAUCAAUUAAAGCAAUGCACAAAAUGACUGCCCAGCUAAAGAUAUCAUUGAAAUGUACAAUGUAUAGAUGGUGUGUGAAAAUUUGCAGCAUUAAAUUUGCUUGUAUUAUUUUAUCUUGAACAAAUAUGUAACAUAUUUAGCAAUGUGUGAAAUCUUACAAUCAGAUUCUAAACAAAUCAGAACAUAUAUCCUUUUAAUCUUUUGGCUUGGCUUCAUCAUGAUCUUUACAAAUAAACAAUUUUUUGUCA
This is a messenger RNA of Orbicella faveolata, 3456 nucleotides long. RefSeq lists its product as uncharacterized. The record is from RefSeq and is a predicted model, not a curated record. NCBI's taxonomy places the organism in Eukaryota, Metazoa, Cnidaria, Anthozoa, Scleractinia, Merulinidae. Gene Ontology annotation, molecular function: RNA binding.